AUGGUCCUUAGAGACAAUGGCGAAGUAGAAUCCAAAGAUGAGCGUUCGAAAGAAGACUCAAUGGAAGAAGGUAUGGAUGCCCCCACUAAAGGAGAGUUGCUUGUUGCGAGAAGAUCGUUGAAUGUUCUAACAAUGGCCGAGGAUCAAGCGCAAAGAGAACAUUUAUUUCAUACAAGUUUCUUGGUGAAAGAUAAGACUUGCUUCAAAAGGAACUUGAAGAAGUGCACCUUUUGCACAGAUAAUCUUGUUUUCCUAGGUUUUGUUGUAAGUGCAGAUGGAAUCAAGGUUGAUGAAGAAAUGGUCAAGGAAAUUCAAGAAUGGCCUAGUCCUAAGAAUGUGAGCGAAGUAAGGAGCUUCCACGAUUUAGCGGGAUUUUACCUACAAUUUGUCAAAGAUUUCAGCACCACUACCGCUCCACUUAUGGAAGUUUUCAAAAAGUACGUUGGAUUCAAGUGA
Capsella rubella is the source of this 456-nucleotide messenger RNA. RefSeq lists its product as uncharacterized. The record is from RefSeq and is a predicted model, not a curated record. Bases 1 to 456 code for a protein of 151 amino acids. Lineage: Eukaryota; Viridiplantae; Streptophyta; Magnoliopsida; Brassicales; Brassicaceae. The transcript has 2 exons.